UAUGACAAUAUAUUGCUUGUGUUUUGUUCAGAAGCUGUUAACAGUGUUGAAGAAACAGCUGUUCAUUGUUUGGAUUUAACCACUAAGAUCUGGACAAGACUUGCCCAUCUUGACGGGCCAGCCAAACAUUUGAUCAGUUUUCAAGAUGGUGAGAACAACUACAUCAUACAAAGAAAUGGGAAUGUGUGGAGAUUCGUAGAUGCCCAAGAUAAACUCGUGUCAUUUCAUUUUAUUGGAAAACUAUGGACAGCCGAUAGAAUUUUAUAUGGCGCUGUGCUCUUCAAAAAUCAGCUAACGUUACUCGGAGACAACCCAAAAGACUAUCCUAAUGAUGCAAUAUUUGUUCUAAAUGACUUCCCAUAUUCAAUAAAACUUCGUGGUCUAAGCGGGACUUGCUCUAAUUUCCUCCCUGUGAUUUUAGUCAAGCGUGGUCUCACUCCCGUAAAGGAAUAGACACGGGUGAAGAAAUCGGUUAAGAGUCAAUCCGUUUUAAAGAUGUUGCGAUCAAAAACAUCAUACUCGACAAUUGGAA
This is a messenger RNA of Lymnaea stagnalis (great pond snail), 532 nucleotides long. NCBI's taxonomy places the organism in Eukaryota, Metazoa, Mollusca, Gastropoda, Lymnaeidae. The record is from the annotation of a GenBank genome assembly.